AAACCACUGCUUGCCUAUAUCUCUCCUAAAUCUAUACUUUUCUAAUUCAAAUCCAUUACUGCGUGUCCUAUCCUGCUGGCUAAUUCUCAAUACUUUACUUAUAUCGCCUUUAUUGUAACCCUUGACCCAUUUGAAUACUUCUAUCAGAUCUCCCCGCACUCUUCGGCCCUCUAGUGAAUCUAGUGUAAACGCGGCAUUGAGGAACAAACACAGAUAAUGCCAACAAACCCCCUAAGACACUCCAGAAGAUGAAGAAGAAUGAACUCAAGGUGCCUGUUGCUGUCCAGGAGGUAAAGGUCCUGACUACUGUUGUCCCAGGAGAGGAGUGGGAUGGUGAAAUGGAGACAACGGUGGAGGAAGACUGUGAUGCUGCCCCCGACCCUCAGACCCCAAGAUUGCAAAAGAAUAAGCUGGGUUUGUUGUGGCCCCGCACAACACAGCUGGAGACGCCUGCAGCCAAGCAUCAAUGGUUUGUGGCCCUGCUCACACAGCACCCAGAGACCAACCUACUGUUCAAGGAAGGUAGGAACGUCCCGUACAUCACAUUGGACAAUGGGCCCGUCUGUGAUCGGUUGGUCACAGAGGGCUUUCAAGGGGAGGUCAUGGUGCCUAUUAAGGAGUUUCCAAAGACUGUGAUUAUUCAUGGUGUGCCCACAUAUGUUUCUGUUACCUCUUUGGAUACUCCUCAAGGCUUCCUGUCAUUGAGGAGGAGAUAUGUGGCUAAGACACCACGCCCACAACUACUCGGCACAGUGCAGGGCAGUAUACCUGAGAAUGUUUGGAUCUCUGGUGUGGGCCGGAAGAGGGUCACUCUUUACAUAUGGCCUGAUCUCUGUCAGCGCUGCAGUAAAUGGGGCCAUAAAGAGUGGCGGUGCUGGUCUUCGCCUCGGUGUCGGUACUGUGCUGGCAGACACCACUCGAAUGAAUGUAUGAAAAAAAUCCAGAAAGGUGUCAAGUUUACUCCAAGGUGCUGUAACUGUGGUGGCCCUCAUAAUGCCUCCUCCAAUGCUUGCCCUGAAAAACGUACACCCUUCUCCGGCACCCAUAGAGUUCAGCAGGAAUCUUUCAUCCGUCAGCAUGUCACUCCUGUUUACCGCCAUACGCUGCCCCUUGCCCAUAAUGCCUGGGAUAAUACCACACCUAGAUCUGGGCCUCACCCCCCCCCCAAGGGUCCUGGCCAUGCUUCUUCACCUGUCACUGCAGGCACUGCUGGGAGUCAUGCAGCUUCUGCCCCUGGUGCUGACCCUUCUUAUAGUAUCCUGCUUGAUAUUCAAAAGGAAGUGGCCACUAUCACCACUCGCGUAGGUCAAUGUACCGAGCUACUCACUACCAUAGAAGCUCGCCUUGCAACCCGUGCACAGUGUCCCUCUCCUGGCAUGGCUCCUGUAGAUAAGGACGACGACCCACAUCUACCAUCCCUCUCAUCAGACAAUGGUCCCCAGCAUCAGGAAGCAGCAGGUUCUCUCAUUACUGGUUCUGCAGUGAGGGCUACUGGGACUUCACCCAAUUCCAACUGCAGUGCCCAGCCUAUGGGUGCCUCUGGUCCAUCUGCAGACCCCUCUCGGCUGGAUAGGCUGGAGGCUAUGGUGAGGGAACUUGUUGAUGCAAUUAAUGACCUUACUAGAUCUGUAAAUGGUAUGCUGUGUGCUCAGCAGCGGGUACGAGGAGGCUAAGAGUAGACUUAGAUCUUGUGUUGGUGAAUCUGUCAACUCUCAGCUUACCUUUAGCUGUCCUGACGGCAGUGCCACCAGCAUUUACUAUGCCCAGGUAUUGAAUAUUUGUUCUUACACUUAUGGUAGACACAGUGCAUCCUGUGAUCUUGUAGUGAUGCAUCUGAGGCUGGGCUAUAGGUAUUCUGGAAGGUCAGUGGGGCUGCCCCUGUGCCUUGUACUUUGUGUGCAAGGCUAGGGGGUCACACGCUUCAUCAUUAUGUAUUGCAAUGUCCCUCUAUGAGGGAUUACCAACCACAGGGCCAAUGGAGCCAACCUGAGCUGGUUCAUUAACAACAAUGUUCUUUCAUGUAUUUUAAGAAUACCCUGCAUUUACCCCUAAACUAAUUCUUUUGGGUGCAGUCCCUUGUGUCUGCUUCCGUUAUCUCAUCACAGUUACGAUCUUUAUUUUGUCACCUGUCAUUGCACCUGUUUAGUCCCACAGUGCUACCUACAGACAUGUCAACCAUUUACUAAUCUAGGAAAUUACUUAUUAUUGACGUUGGUUUCACACACUUUUCCUAUAUUUUCUUGUUUUCUUUUAUCAUCUUCCGGAUGCUGUCAAUUCCUCCUCUGCUUAGUGAUAUGGAUAUUGUACACAUGUUUUAUUAUUGUGUUACUGCAAAUCACAUUAUGUAUUGCCUGGGGGUCGGGAUGGCAUGUUCCUCCCUUCUCCUUUGUUGUGUACGUAUUCAACAAUAAACCAUCAAUGUCUCA
Molecule: messenger RNA, 2426 nt
Organism: Eriocheir sinensis (Chinese mitten crab)
Lineage: Eukaryota; Metazoa; Arthropoda; Malacostraca; Decapoda; Varunidae
Exons: 2
Coding region: 249-1673 (474 amino acids)
Source: RefSeq, a predicted model, not a curated record